GUCUAACAGUUGUUGCGGACCCGGACACUUCCGAAGUAGUAUUGAAGCACUCCAUGGAGAAAGGCUACGUGACUCAAUUCACUCGCUUGGUGAUCGGCAACGGCAGUAUAUUUGCUGCAGUGGACAUAUGGCGGCCGCGACGGAAAAUUUUAGCACCUGUCUUUAGUAUGAAGAAUCUAAACGAAUUUGUAAAAGUGUUUAAUAGACAAAGCAUGAUCAUGGCCGACAUGCUGGGGCCGAUGGCUGGAGGCGCUGACUUCUCCGUGUGGAGAUAUUUUAACACUUACACUUUCGAUUCAGUUUGCGAGACCACCUUAGGCAUUGAUUUAAACAGCCAAAAGAACCCAGAGCACAGUUUUCUCGCGGCCUUCGACUGGCUGUCGCAAGACGUGGCAAAGCGAAUGACGUCCCCGUGGCUGCACCCGGACUUCGUCUAUCAGCGGCUGCCGAAGUACAAGAAGUUUGUCUACCACAGACAAAACAUACAUAACUUUGUUGAUGAGGUAAUAAAAAUGAAACAAAAACAACUAUCUACAUUUCAAAAAGGGGACAAUAAGGAUAUCAGCGAGACUGCUCCAAAAACAUUCCUAGACAUGAUGAUAGAGUCAUCAGACCGCGUAGAUAAGAAAUAUUCCGACCUGGAGUUGCGCGAGGAGCUGAUGGUGAUCGUGUUGGCCGGCACCGACACCUCCGCCGUGGGCGCCUCCUUCGCCGCCGCCAUGCUGGCUCGCCAUCCCCACGUACAGGAGAAACUACACCACGAGUUAGAUGUGGUGUUCGGUAAGUCAGACCGAGCUUUGACCGUGGAAGACCUGCCGAAGCUCAAGUACUUGGAGGCGGUCAUCAAAGAGACUUUACGGCUGUACCCUCCCGUGCCCGUCACGGCGAGAGAAGUCAUGAAUGAUGUCAAAUUACCAUCAGGCACCACUCUGGUGGACGGGGUGACUGUGGUGCUGAACAUCUGGGCGACGCACCGCAACCCCACCUUCUGGGGAGCUGACGCGGAGCAGUUCCGCCCGGAGCGCUUCCUGGAGGGGCCGCUCAAGCACCCCUCGCAGUUCCAGCCCUUCUCGCUGCCCAUGAGGAACUGCCUUGGAUACAACUACGCUAUGAUGUCGAUGAAGACAAUGUUGGCCAACAUGCUGCGCCGCUACAGGAUACUGCCGCCUUCGGACAUGGACGAGCACAAGCUCCAGGAACCCUUGAAGGUCUCAUUCGACAUCAUGAUGAGGGACAUGGACAACUACGAAAUAAGGCUAGAGGAUAGAACGGAAAAUCAGUUUAGCGAGGGGAGACUUCUAACCAAUCAAAAAGAAACAAGCCAAUAAAAGACUUAUUGUUAAGA
Molecule: messenger RNA, 1345 nt
Organism: Cydia amplana
Lineage: Eukaryota; Metazoa; Arthropoda; Insecta; Lepidoptera; Tortricidae
Product: cytochrome P450 4V2-like
Exons: 8
Coding region: 54-1328 (424 amino acids)
Molecular function (GO): heme binding; iron ion binding; oxidoreductase activity, acting on paired donors, with incorporation or reduction of molecular oxygen
Source: RefSeq, a predicted model, not a curated record